This is a messenger RNA of Salvia hispanica, 2591 nucleotides long. RefSeq lists its product as uncharacterized. The record is from RefSeq and is a predicted model, not a curated record. NCBI's taxonomy places the organism in Eukaryota, Viridiplantae, Streptophyta, Magnoliopsida, Lamiales, Lamiaceae.
GAAUCGGCUUGUCCAAGUGAAAAAUCUGUGAUUUUCUUCGGGAUCCCCUUCGUUGCAGUUUUCCGGUUGAAGCAUGAAGGGGAUGAAAAUCUCCUACUAUGUUUUGGGGAUUUUGUUGAGCUUGAUUUGCGUCGAAUCUGCGCCGCAGGCGUAUCGUAGAGACCCAGGGCAUCCGACGUGGCACCAUGGCGCAUUUCAGGAUGUCAAGGAUUCCGUGCGAUCUGAUGUUCGGCAGAUGCUCCACUCUCGCGCCGAGGUCCCUUUUCAAGUACCUCUUGAAGUAAAUGUCGUCCUUAUUGGAUUCAAUGCCAAUGGAGGGUACAGAUAUACCGUAGAUUCUCAGAAGUUGGAGGAGUUUCUGAGGGUUGCCUUUCCAUCUCACAGACCAUCGUGCUUAGAGACUGGCCAGCCGCUUGAUAUUGAGCACCAUGUAGUGUUUAAUGCAUUCCCUGUUGGACAGCCAGAACUGAUAGCAUUGGAAGAAGCAGUUAAAGGUGCCAUGACUCCAGCUGGCACUGCAAGAGAGGUAGAUUUUGGAAGAGAAGUUCCUCUCUUUGAGGUUGAAGCAACAGCUGUGGAACCAGAAUUCGAGAAACUUUAUUCCUACCUGUUUGACUUAGAAAAUGGGGGAUUCCCUGUUGAAGAAACGGACAGACCUAGGCCCACUGCUAUCUUUGUGGUUAACUUUGACAAGGUACGGAUAGAUCCUAGAAACAGUAAGCUUGAUCUUGAUAGUUUGAUGUAUGGCAAAAUCCCACCUCUGAAUGAAGAAGAGUUGAAGAACCAAGAAGGGGGUUACAUAUAUCGCUAUCGGUACAAUGGAGGAGGUGCAUCUCAGAUUUGGCUUGGAUCUGGCAGAUAUGUUGUGGUUGACCUCUCUGCUGGACCUUGUACAUUUGGAAAAAUUGAAACCGAAGAAGGAACUGUCAAUUCUAGGACACUUCCUCGACUACAGAAUGUGUUGUUUCCUAGUCCUAGUGCUAGUGGUGAGUCUUCCCAUGAUAUCUUCGUCGGCAAGUUAGCUUCUGUAAUUGCAACCAUAGUGGAGCAUGUUAUAGCGCCUGAUGUUAGGUAUGAAAUUGUUGAUAUGACCACGAGGUUACUUGUACCUAUUAUUGUCCUUCAGAAUCAUAAUAGGUAUAAUAUCAUGGCGAAAGGCCACAAUUACAGUGUAGAUGUUGAAGCAAUUGAAGCCGAGGUUAAGAAGAUGGUUCACCAAGGGCAGGACGUUGUAAUUGUUGGGGGCACACAUGCACUACAUCGUCAUGAAAAGUUGGCUAUUGCUGUCUCGAAAGCAAUGAGAGGUCAUUCCCUUCAAGAAACCAAAACAGAUGGUCGCUUUCAUGUUCAUACGAGGACAUAUUUGGAUGGAGCUAUUCUUAAGGAGGAGAUGGAACGAUCUGCAGAUGUGCUUGCAGCAGGUUUACUUGAUGUGUCUGACCCAUCCCUUUCCAGUAAAUAUUUUCUUCGUCAGACCUGGAUGGAUGAUACUGACGGAACUGAUGAUUCCAUCAUAAAGCACAAACCUCUCUGGGCCACUUAUGGUUCGAAACGUCAAAAGGAUAAGAGAAAGAGAUCAGAAAAGAGAAAACCUGGGGACUUAUUCCGAACCUACGGAACUAGAGUUGUUCCAGUCUUUGUCCUAUCACUGGCUGAUGUUGAUGAUAACCUUAUGAUGGAAGACGAAAGUCUUGUAUGGACAAGCAACGACGUAGUAAUUGUGCUUGAGCAUCAAACGGAUAAGAUACCUCUGAGCUACGUUUCUGAGCUACAGAGAAGGCAUGCCGUACCAUCACAAGUUCAGCGACAUAUUUUGGCCGGACUGGCCUCCGUUGUAGGUGGAUUGAGUGCACCAUAUGAAAAAGCUUCUCACAUACACAGCCGCCCUGUCGUGAAUUGGCUUGUGACAGCUGGUUGUCAUCCAUUCGGACCGUUUUCGAACACUUCUCAGCUCAGUCAGUUACUACGUGAUGUAGCACUGAGGAACGCGGUGUAUGCUCGUGUCGAUGCUGCCCUUCACCGUAUAAGAGAAACAUCAGAGGCUGUUCAAGCCUUCGCUGCAGAACACCUGAAGACUCCCCUGGGAGAAGCCGUGAAGGGUAAAAAGAACAAGUCGAGCACUGAUCUUUGGCUGGAGAAGUUCUACAAGAAGAAAACCAACCUACCAGAGCCAUUCCCACAUGAGCUAGUUGAACGCCUAGAGAAAUACCUCGACAGCCUAGAGGAGCAGCUUGUAGACCUUUCCUCUUUGCUAUACGAUCAUCGGUUGCAAGAUGCAAACAUGAACAGCUCAGAGAUACUGCAGAGCUCAAUGUUCACACAGCAGUACGUGGAUCAUGUAUUGUCUAGCGAGAGGGAGAAGAUGAAGUGUUGCAGCAUCGAAUACAAGUUACCAACGCAUUACUCCCAAAACUAUAUCUAUGCAGGAAUUCUUUUAGCUGGCUUUUUUGUUUAUUUUGCAGUAAUUUUCUUCGCAUCCCCAGUUCGCUGAUUUGGUUUUUCAUGUUAAUGGGGAAGCAUAGAUUUUGUAAAAUCGGUAUAAAUUUAGACGGUUUAGAAUUUGAAAAUUUUACGUGGGCGUCUGAUAUCAA